AAGUAGUCCACUCGGGGAUGGUGUUAGAUUACUGACAGAGAAGGACUCGGUACAUGGAAUUCGACCCAAAAUUGUUAAUGAACUGAUGAGAGAAUCUUGAUAGGAUGUAGUACCUUUGCCAGUACGAGCCUCCACCCAGUCAGUCACACAGGCUGCUCUUGCUGAGGUGUCCAAUGCGUUCCUCCGUUCUGGUUGACAGGAUGCCGAGCGUGUCCAACAAGGGAUAUGUCUCCAUGUACGCCUCUGCCUACCGUCCCUCCUCCUCCUCUUCCUCCUCCAACUACACCAGGACACCAAGCACCACCCGCAAAUACAGCACAUCAUCAUUCAACCUUGACUCCUCAUCGUCAUCCAACUACAGGAGACGUCUUCCAGCCGGUCCAGGACCACUUGAUUCCUCCGGAAGAAAAUUGUCGGAAUUUAGUGUACGAACUCGAACCCCUUCCAGCACACGGAAUGGUCCACUCAAAGCUGAUUAUUCACCCAGCACUACUUGGGAUAACGACUACUCGUAUGGUACGCUGUCGAACCGGAGGACUGGGUAUUCCAACCAUGAGUUCGGGACAACGAGUCGAUUGUCUGGAAGGAGGUCUGCCAGCUUGGCCAAUCUGAAUGAUAUAGAAAACUUGCAUAUUGGUGAGACAAGUAAAUAUAAUGCUCGUAAUGAAAGGGACUAUACGUCAAGCACUUACGGCACAACUCCCAGACGUAGCAGCUAUUAUCGUGAUGAGGACUUCACUUCCGGGGCGGAGUCGGACAUCAUCAAGAGCAAGUCGGACUUCACUUUCUGUUGAUCGGGAGAAUUUGAAUUCAUCUGGAUAUGUGCCACGGACUUUGUCGAGGAAUGUGUCACAUGAUACAAGCCCUGUACGGGAACGUGCAUCAACUCCAACAAGAAGAUACAGCACUGAUGCUCGUGAUAGUCCUUCCGCCACCAAAUCUGUCUCAAGGCAAAGUUCAAAUAGCUCUCUGUCUGGAGCCUUGUCUAAAAACGCUAAUGGUGGGAAAGUUGGUCUUCGUAAUCUUGGCAAUACGUGUUUUAUGAACUCAGUGAUCCAGUGUCUGAGCAACACACGGCCGCUCCUUGAGUACUGUCUGAAGGACGACUACCUGAUGGAAAUCAACACCACCACCUCCAGUAUGAAGGGCGCCAUCAUGAAAGCCUAUGUGAACAUUAUGCAGUCCAUGUGGAAGGACAGGUCGGACACUUACAUCAGCCCAAACGCCUUCAAGACCCAGAUACAGAAGUUUGCACCUCGAUUUAUGGGUUAUGCACAACAAGAUUCACAAGAGUUUCUGCGUUACCUCCUGGAGGGGCUGCAUGAGGAUGUCAACAAGGUGACUGCCAAACCCAAGCCUAUUGUGUUGGAGGACAACAAACUGGAGAGAAAGAGUGACAGUGAGAAGUCUCACGAGUAUUGGCGAGCCUACCUCAACUAUGAUAACAGUAAGAUAGUCGACAUCUUCGUUGGCCAGUUAAAGAGUGAGCUCAAAUUCUCUCAGUGUGGGCACCGCUCUGUAACAUUUGACCCCUUCUGGGACCUGUCGCUGCCAAUUCCUAAGAAUCGAAGCGAGGUGAGCCUGGAUGACUGUAUCCGACUCUUCAUGAAGGAAGAGGACCUGCAGGAUGAACCGAUGUGUGCCAAGUGUAAAGAACGACGACCCUGCACCAAGAGCUUCUCAAUACAGAAAUUCCCAAAGAUUCUUGUUCUUCACUUAAAACGGUUCAGCCAGGAGAAGUUCGGGAGGAAGCUGACGACAAGCGUGGAGUACCCCACUGCUAGGCUGGAGCUGAAGGACUACGCUGCAGAGAGAGGGGGAUCCAAUAUGGUGUACAACUUGUACGCCGUCAGCAACCACUCAGGGGGAGUGCACUCCGGCCACUACACGGCAAUAUGUCGACAUCCGUACUCAGGGGAGUGGCACCUCUACAGCGACACAAGGGUCGCUCCAGCGAGGUCCAAUCAAGCUGUGUCAUCUGAAGGCUACCUUCUCUUCUAUGAACAAGCAGACCACUAGUCACAUGAUGUGAAUAAAGCUCACCGAUUGGUUCCCACCUAGGUCACAUGGCUAGUUUAGGCCAUGUGACAAGAAACCUGUCUUGAACCACAGUUUGUUUGUCAGUGAAAUGGCUCCAUUCUAUAAAUUCUAUAAAUUAUUGCAUUUUUAUGCAACUAGUUGUCAAGGUUCUGUGAUACUGAUAUGUUUACAAAGUGCUCUGGCUUACUUUACUUGUGUUGUAGUGGCUGGUCACUCGGUUCUUAGUCAUUGUGUAAUGUCCGCUUGUCCGAUAUUUAUUGAAUGUUAUGCCUAUUUUUUAUGUGUGAGGAAAACAUAGUGAAAUGACAAUUCAUUUUGUUAGAAUAAAUGAUGAAAAAAUUACCGAGCCAAAGUUUAUUUAUGAUUAUGAACUUACAUGAACUUUCACAUAUCUUCCAUUGGUUACAACCAAAUUGUAAUGCAUAACUAAUAUGCGUAAUAGUUGUUUGAUAGAAUUGAUUUAACCUGUGUUUGUUUGCAUUAUAAAAGUGUCAUUGACAUAUAUAUUCACAUAUUAACAGUUUUGAAUAUUGCAGGAGGGAAUUGUUUGAAAUAUCAGAGCUUCACAUUUUACUUGAAUACAUGUGACCAAGUUUACAAUGAGAUAGAUGAUCAUAUCACUGUUUGUCAUAUCAGUAUGUAUGUAAUCUGCCUUGUUUGGUGGUCAAAUCUGUUUUCUAAUCUGAAAGAGGUUAAGCCCAUGUUCCAUGGACCUGUUUGACAGUUUAUUCCAUCAAUUCAUGUGGUAUAAAUUGUUUUCACACCAGGUCCAUGGUUGUAUUUGAUGGUCAGUGUCCACCUUGACCAAAGAAGACUGCUAAUCCAAACAAUCCAGAUACUUUCACAAAUUGAUAAAGAAUUAAUGAAGUGGUUUUUUAGAAAGAUUGAUUCUUUUGAAAAUUGUAUCAUCUUGAGCGAACAUGAAUUAACCAUGGAUUAAUCUUGAGUGAGCUACAGGGCUGUGUGUGAAGUUAGA
This is a messenger RNA of Haliotis rubra (blacklip abalone), 3016 nucleotides long. RefSeq names its product ubiquitin carboxyl-terminal hydrolase 2-like. Bases 655 to 2019 code for a protein of 454 amino acids. Gene Ontology annotation, cellular component: cytoplasm. The transcript has 13 exons. Gene Ontology annotation, biological process: protein deubiquitination. Gene Ontology annotation, molecular function: cysteine-type deubiquitinase activity. Lineage: Eukaryota; Metazoa; Mollusca; Gastropoda; Lepetellida; Haliotidae. The record is from RefSeq and is a predicted model, not a curated record.